GCUGCCAUGGCUUUCUGUAACGAAAGCCUGCUGGAGAAUUGUGACUUCAUGGAGCCAGAGGAAGGUUUGCUGGAGGAAGCCGCGACCCCACUGAUAUCAGUCACUCUGCGUGUGACUCUGGCGGCCAUAAUGAUCUUCAUGAUUACCAUCGGUUUCCUCGGCAAUGCCAUCGUGUGUCUGAUUGUUUACCAGAAACCCGCCAUGCGCUCCGCCAUCAACCUCCUCCUCGCUACUUUGGCCUUUUCCGACAUUAUGCUCUCUCUGCUCUGCAUGCCCUUCACUGCAGUGACGGUCGCCACCGCCGACUGGAGCUUUGGGAACGGGUUCUGCCGAGCCUCCAUCAUGCUGUACUGGCUGUUUGUCCUGGAGGGAGUGUCCAUCCUCCUCAUCAUCAGUGUGGACCGAUUCCUCAUCAUUGUACAGCGGCAGGACAAACUGACUCCACACAGAGCUAAACUGCUGAUCGCGGGUUCAUGGGUGUUGAGCCUGUUUGUGUCCCUGCCGUCUGUGGUCGGGUGGAGGACAGGCGCAGCAGGUAUUGGGGGUGCCUGGGCACCACAGUGUGUUCUGGGAUACAGCGAGUCUGUGGCGGACCGUGGGUACACGGUGCUGUUGGCAGUCGCAGUAUUCUUCGUGCCAUUCACCGUCAUGCUGUACUCUUACAUGUGCAUCCUCAACACGGUACGCCACAACACCCUGCGCAUCCACAACCACACCGGUGAGCACUCCUGUCUGCCAGCCCUCAACCAAGUCAGCAAGAUGAGACUCAGUGGGCUGCAGCGCCCCCCUCAGGUCAAAGUGGACAUGAGCUUCAAGACCCGAGCCUUCACCACCAUCCUCAUCCUCUUUGUGGGCUUCUCAGUGUGCUGGUUGCCGCACACCGUGGUCAGCCUGCUGGCCGUGUUCAGCCGACAGUUUUACUACAGCCCGUUCUUCUACCCAAUCAGCAUCGGCGCUCUGUGGCUCAGCUACCUGAAGACGGUUUUUAACCCCGUCAUCUACUGCUGGAGGAUCAGGAAGUUCAGGGAGGCCUGUCAGGAGUUCAUUCCCAAAAGCUGCAGACUGUGUCCCAAAGUGCCGGGCAGGAGCCGCAGGAGAGUGAGGCCCAGUAACAUUUAUGUGUGCAGCGAGACUCAGUCAGCUGUGUGA
Messenger RNA from Pleuronectes platessa (European plaice), 1149 nucleotides. It is a transcript of the gene gpr45, whose product is annotated as G protein-coupled receptor 45. The transcript has a single exon. Gene Ontology annotation, biological process: G protein-coupled receptor signaling pathway. Bases 7 to 1149 code for a protein of 380 amino acids. Gene Ontology annotation, cellular component: membrane. Gene Ontology annotation, molecular function: G protein-coupled receptor activity. NCBI's taxonomy places the organism in Eukaryota, Metazoa, Chordata, Actinopteri, Pleuronectiformes, Pleuronectidae. The record is from RefSeq and is a predicted model, not a curated record.